UCGCGGCACAGCCCGGGUCAGGCCUACUGCAGCCCCGAGCUGCGGGGCUCCGCCCGGCUGCGGAGAUCCGUGCAGGGGAGGCACUGCCAGCGGCCCCGGGACCUGGGACCGCGGGUGGAAAUACCCAGAGGAGCGUGGAGGCGGGGUGCGGCUGCGGAGGCCGAGCCCCAGGCUGAAGGGGACGAUUAAGGCAGGCAGAGUCCCUCUUGGCGGGUGCACAGGGGUUGCUUCAUGCCUGCUUUUGCCACUUCAAGGUGGCAUCUCUUUAUCUUGAUCGAUCCUGCCAGCUGCAGAGUGCAGAUGGGAGAGCAGAGGUGCUGCCCUGGGCAGGUCAGCUGCGGUGAGUCUCCAACACGUCCUUUUUCAGGCUGUCUUGCCUAAGAGUGUCCAGGCUUGUGUACGGCCGUCAUUUCAGGAGUACAAAAUAUGUGUUCACAGUUCACUCUAACUGCAUUCACUUGCCCUCUUUCCAGUCUGGGCUCUGCUGAGAUUAUGGAACAGCUGAACUGCCUGGGCUUCCCACCUAAUUGCUUUUUUUUUUCCAGAAAAGUCCUAAUACUUAACUUGCAGCUAGUUGCUCAACUCACUGGUGAGUGAUUCACUCUUGGCAGUUCUGAGACAAAACAUCGGCUGCCCGGUGUCCAAAGCUGAACUGCAAAAUCAUCACUGCCUUCACAGAAGCCUUGCAGGUGCACAAUGUGCUGCCACCCAUCUACCUGGAUGCCUCGCAGAGCUGGGAGACAUGGGGUGGCACCCAGCCUGGCACCCUGGACCUCGUCAUCAACAUCAACAUGAUGCACAUCUCAGAGCUGCCGUGCACGGAGGGCCUGUUCAAGGGAGCAGGAGUGUUGCUGAAGCCCAGAGGUGUGCUGUUCACCUACGGGCCAUAUGCCAUUGGUGGGCGGAUCAGCCCUCAGAGCAACGUGGACUUCGACUGCAGUCUGAGGCAGAGGAAUCCGGCCUGGGGCCUUCGGGAUACAGAUCUGUUGCAGCAGCUGGCUGAAGCCAAUGGGAUGUGUCUGGAGAGGAUGGUGGACAUGCCUGCAAACAACAAAUGUCUUAUUUUCCGCAAGCAGUAACCUGCUGACCCUCUGCCUUUUGCUUCGCUGUGGCUCUAGCAUCCCGCAGUCUCCAGGUGGAAGCUUUCCUACCUUUGUGGCACCCUCCGGGCAAGGCCAAUCCUGCAUUUCCAUCUUUGAUGCCUUCUUGAUGGUUCAAACCGCCCACACCCUGUUCUUUUGGUGCCAGGCUGGAGCUUCCCUGGCAGCCCGGAGUUGGGCAGAAGCAGCAAAGGGACAGUGCCACAGUCACCCUGGGACCACGCUGGACUUGGUUGAUAUUCUCAGGGUCCAUCUCCUGUUCCUCCCCGCAGAGCGGAGGAGACCAGCUCUGGAAGGGCAGGAGGUUGGCGAGGGGUUCAGCCAAAAUGGGCUUGUGGACAAGGUAGGGUCUUCUCCCAGGGGCUUUAGGUGUGUAUGGGGCUGAUGGCCAGCUGAUGGACUUGGAGCCCUCUCUUCCUUCCCAUCUCAGAGUGUUCCCUCCUGCCAGCCAUGAUUCCAGGCUGGAGGGGGGGGGGACUUGAAAAGAAAAAUAGAGCUCCCCUGGCCCUAUCAUUUUCUGGAGAAAGACAGAUUUGUUCACUCCAGCCUGUGCCAUUCCGCCUUUCCAUCUCCAGCUAUAGGUUCUCUUUUGCAUCCCCUUUGCAAGGGAGAUGCCCUUUUAUGGGCCACAAAAGCCACCACCACUGCCACUGUGGCCUCUUAACAUGGGCAGCACAGGCUAGGGGGGUAGAGCAUAGCCUGUGCAAGGGAAACCUGUGGUGUUUGUGCCUCAGUUUCCCUCUCUGUACAACAGAGAGAAGCCGUGUGUGUCUGGGAAAGUGCUUUACCAAAGGUGCAAGGAAUCUCUUCCCCUUUCUAACACUAUGGAAGUUCACCAGAUUCUGGCUUGAAGUCUAGCUGCAGCCCAGCUUCCCCAGGCCAGGCUACUGCAAGCUACCCCCUUCCACCUGGAGCCAGUUACUAGAAGGGCAUCUCCCUCCAUCUCCCCCUUUCCCAGCACUGAGGUUUGGGGGGCCCUUCAGCACCCUUGCCCUAAUUACCCCCAUCUGGUGCAUUGCGUGGCCAUGUUACAACAUCGAGGGGAGGCAGAAGGCUUGCUCCAGGAGAGCCUGGGUUGUAUUACACUGGGCUUGGAAGCUUUAGUGCUGUGGGAAGGUUGUGGGGGGCUGGAAGACCUCCCACCCCUCUACAGCCUACCCCAAUCUUUUAUUGGUAGUGUCUGGGCUGGAAGGGUACGCAAGGAAGGCACGCAGACAGAUAAAUUACAAGGGAGUUGGGCUGGACCAGAGCUCAGCAUAGGAGAGGGAAUUACAAAAUGAUAAUAAUUACUAAAUAAAAACAUUGAUCUGUGGGA
Messenger RNA from Struthio camelus australis, 2415 nucleotides. The record is from RefSeq and is a predicted model, not a curated record. Lineage: Eukaryota; Metazoa; Chordata; Aves; Struthioniformes; Struthionidae.